This is a messenger RNA of Caenorhabditis auriculariae, 4895 nucleotides long. The record is from the annotation of a GenBank genome assembly. NCBI's taxonomy places the organism in Eukaryota, Metazoa, Nematoda, Chromadorea, Rhabditida, Rhabditidae.
AUGGAUAAUGUGAAGCGUCUCCACACACGUCCAGCUCUUCUCAAUGUGUGUGUGUGCUCGGCGGCUUUUUUUCGCCUCGUUUUUUGUUCGUUUUUGCAUUUCUUCGGCGGCUCGACUCGGAUGGAGACGCCCCAGAGGCGCGCCCCGGUCGCCGGUAUAAAUGGCCGUCCGUGCCGCCGGAAACCUCACUUCGACCGCCUUCCCAAUUUUUAUAUAUUCUCAUCGGGUCUCUUUAUUUUGAUCAUUUAUCUAUCCCUGUAGUGCUUGGAAGUCCUCUUUUUUUCACAAAGUUCAAAAGGACGGCUUUUUCAAAGUGAAACCAGGACGAUCAAAAAGAGGGAUCUACAGUAACCACAGUAAUUUUUUAUUGAAUCAGUUAGUGGGGAAUAGUCCAUUAUGCGAUUCGUCUAGACUCCUUUCAAGAACUUUAAGCAAACCUUCUGAGAUUGACCUUCAAAAAAAGACUGUUUCGAGACCCAAUUUCGACCUUUGUGCCUUGAAAUAGCCUUCUUGAGUCGAGGGGAUCAUUCAGGAUCCGAUUUCUGACCUCGGAUCAUUCCUUUGCCUUUCUUGAAGCUUCCAAAAUUUCUUUUUUCACGAAAACGGGAGGGGGGCUCUUUCGAAGUGAACCUAGGACGAUUAAAAAGAGGGUUCUACAGUAACCACAGUAAUAUUUUAUUGAAUCAGUUACCCUUUUUAAGCCAGAAAGAUCUUUUUCGAAACGUCCAAUGGGAUCCGAAUUCGGACCUUUGACCAUUCCUUUGCCUUUCUUGAAGCUUCGAAGAUCUCUUUUUUCACGAAAGGGGGACGUUUUCAGUGUACCUAGGACAAUCAAAAAUAGGAAUCUACAGUAGCCAUAGUAUCAUUUCUUUGGUUAAUUUUUCGAAAACCUUAUUUGCUCCUUUUUGAGUGUUUUUAAUCAACUUUUAGUGAAGAAAAUUGAAAAAAAUAAAGGCAAAAAAAUAUUUUUCUUUCCCUUUGGUUUACUCAUUUUUUUCAACAUCAAGCUUCCAAAAUGAGCUCCGUUUUCUGAUUUUGUAGUUUCUGAACAAUGAUCCUUUUUUCGAAAAUUGCUCUUUCGACUUUUUUCUGCUCUCUAGCCUUCACAAAACUCGAUCUUUCCAGGAAAACCCGAGGAAAUGCUCCGGUCAGCGGUCUGUGCGGUCAUCGUCGCCCUCGCGGCUGCCCAAGUUCCAGGUAUUCCGCCCAAUCGAGCCUUUUUUUCUGAAUUUUGCGCUUUUCAUGUAGUUUCCUUGAGUAGAGAUUGCUGAAGAGGUCAAAAAUUGAGCUUUUCGAUUUCUGCCGUUCUUUGCCUUUCACAGUUGAGAAUAAAAAUAUAGCUUCAGAAAAUUUAGAAGCCCAUUCCUUCUAAUUUCCGCUACACGAAGCAUUUAUUUAUGCCUUUUUUCCUGUUUUCCUCCCUUUGGAAAAACGGAAUUAAGCGAAGAAUAAUUGAGUCGUCGGCUUAAUUCUUGAUUUUGUAGAGGCCUUCUUCGAUUCGCAUCAAAUUAAAAGGCUUUCUGGGGGCUUGAAAUGAGGGAAAUGUGAUUUUUGAAGGUGUUUCACUAGAAAUUAGCUAUGAAAAAGCUUUUUUUCACGAAGUCUUUGGCUACUUAUAAUAACUUUCUAACGUUCUUAAGGGAUUUUAUGAACAAAAUUGGACUUAAAAAACACUUUUUUGAACUUUGUAUGCAGUUUCGUUGGUUCUCAGCCAUUUUGAAGCAUUCUUUUUGAUCAAAUUACUUUCAAAAGUUCGAUUUUUAGGCUCCAGAGCAGUUUAAAACGAAAUUUAACCUUUUUUCCGGUUUUUUUUCCGAUUAAAAAUCGCUCAAUCUGAUGCAUUUCAAACUGAACUGUACUUUGCUUCAGUAUCCAGUUCAAAUUCCAAAAUUUCAACUCCAAAAAAGCUUCCGGAACGUGUGUCGGCAAACACUUGCGGCCGUAUUUGCUCCGCUUGUUUCCGCAUUUUUCGCCCCGGCAAAUAGAAUCGAAACGCCGAUUUCAAAACAAAACAUUGGCCGGUUUCUGUUUCUAUUGUCCAUGGCAGGGAGCCAAAAAAUAGUUGCCAUGGAAGCCAGCUGCGCUGGGAAGAAAGUGCGCUCCAACGAACUUUUUUAAAAUGAAUUUUUCGGAAGUCGAUAGGAAAAAAAGAUGAAUUUCCUUUGUUUCAAUCGCAGAAGAAUCGUUGUAAAAAAAAUCAUGGAGAUUCACGACACUAUUUUUUUCUUUUUAAAAAUGUUUUGUAAUCUUUUUCACUUCUAAUAAUAGAAAAAUGAUCGUUGAAGAAUCAAAAAUCCUCAAAAAAUCAGCACUGACUUUCAAAAAUCCAUUAAAAUGCUCACAAAUGCAGUUUUAACCUUGAAAAUUGUAGAAAAAUUCAAUUUACGGACUGUAAAUACUCACAAAUUCAUUAUUAUCACAUAAAAAACGAAGAAAAGGUUCAAUAUUCACAUCAAAAAUGGAAAAAAGGAUCAAAAGCCCACAUUUUCUCACAGAAAGCUUCCAUCUUUUUUGAAAAACCUAAAUUAUCUUCUUCAGUAUCCUUCGAAAAUCUAUACGGAUCACAAGAAGCUACCAAAAGCUCACCCCCACCACGACCCCCUCACCCAACCUUAACCCAACUUCUAGCCUGGUCAUCUCUUUACGGUGGCUUUCCAGUGGCUCCGAUGUACUCGGCCUGCGGCCCGACGGUCGCCUGCGCGGCGCCUUCCGUCUGCCAAGCGUCGGUCUGCGUCCCAGUAGCCGCCGCUCCGCCAGUCCUCGCUGCUCCCGCUCCAGUCCCGAUGUACGCCCCGGCCCCGGUCCCUGUCCCGGCCCCAGUCGCCGCUCCGAUGUACGCCCCGGCCCCGGCUCCAGUCUACGCCCCGGCCCCGGCGCCACUCCUCGCCCCGGCUCCAGCUCCUCUCUUGGCUCCUCCAGCUCCAGUCGUCGCCGCUGCUCCCGCCUGCGCCCCAGCCUGUCUCGGAGCCGCUCAGUGAGUUUCAUCAAAUCUCUUGAUUACGGAGUUUGAGAGCUUGAACUCUUCGAAAAAAGACUUUUGGGCUUAUGGAGAGCUUCAUGAGUCAGUCUUCAGGCAUUAGUUAGAACUUUUGAAGCAGCCUAGGCUUCUCAAAGAUUCUAGGAGAUUUAGGAGGUCUUUUUGAGAAUCUUGAGAUGGAACAUGAGGUCUUUUUUGUAUUGUGAAAAAAAGUAGAACAACCUUAAUGUUCUGGAACUUUUUUGGGCCCGAAAAGGGGCAGAAUUUUGAAAGCUUGGAACUUCUCAGAAGCUUGUUCCGUUCUAAACGCAUACUUGCAAGAACUCUUCUGAAGUUUUUUCCGGUUAGAUACAAUUUUUGAGUGCUUCUUGAAAAAUUCAGAGCUUUAGCUGGUAUUCGGGUAGAACCGGACGCUUCCAGGCUUGGUAUAGAAAAUAUUGUGAGCUUGAUCUGUUUUGAAACGGUACUCAAACCUUUUUCAAGCCUAAGAUAACUCCUAGGAUCUUCCAAAAGAGUCCCAGAGGAUUAUCCUUCUCAGAAAGCCGACUAUACCCCACCCACGUUCAGAUGCGUCGCCGGAGCCUGCCAGUGCGCCCAGCCAGCGAUCGCCUACUCGCCAGUCAUCGGCUGCUCGCCCCAGAUCCCGGUCGCUCCAGUGCCAGUCGCCCCCGCUCCAGUCAUUGCCGGCCGUCUGAUCCCUCAGGCCCUCCCCGGAGCCCCAUGCGAGCCCGGAGUCGAGUGCACCGGCGGCUCGGUCUGCUCCGUCGGCGUCUGCCUCUGCCCACCUGAGCUCGUCCAGGAAGGCACCGUCUGCGUCGCCCGCACCAUCUACGGCGUCGUCCCGCCACCGACCAUCGUCGUUCCAGCCCCCGUCGUCGCCCCCGUCGCCCCACUCGUACCGGUUUGACCUUCUAUUUUUUCUUGGCAUACAAGAGAAACUCCCAUAGCCCACUUAUACCCCUGAAAAGAACCCAAGAACCAAGAAAUUCUCCCAGGUCGCCCUCGGAUCACCCUGCGCCCCAGUCGCCGCCGCCCCACCAUGUGUUUCCGGCGCCGUCUGCUCCUCGGGAGUCUGCCAGUGCGGACCCGCCUUCACCCCAGUCCCCGGAGGCUGCGUCCGACGACGUGAGAACCUUUUUCCGACCUUCUAGAUGGUUUUGAGAGCUCGAAAAUGGUCAGAGUAGGUGUUGAAAAGGCUAGAAAGGGCUUUUUCCGAGCUUCAGAGUGAUUUUGAAGAUUUGAAUUCAGUUUAUCAUUGGAAGAAGGUUUUUUUUAGCAUUUUUUUUAAAGCUUCAGAAUUGCCUUUUGAAGUGAUUUUUAAGAUUUAAUACGACCGGAAAGCUGUGAAGAUACUAAUUUUCUUAAGAUUUAUGGUUAUUCCGAGCUUCAGACCGAUUUUAAAGCUUCAAAUUUGAUUUUCUGUUUCAAAAGAAGUCUUGAUUAGACUAGAAAAUAGUUUUCUUGAUUUAUCGUUUUCUCUGGGUUUCAAGGUGAUUUUUAAGGCUCUAAAUUUAAUUUAUUACUUCAAAAAAAGUCUUGAUCAGACUAGAAAGUGAUUUUUCUCAGAUAUUAAAAGCUCAUAAGAAAAAAAUGAAAAAAAGUCUUUUUUUGAGCUUUUUUUCGAAAAAUGUACAGAAAAGAUCUGAAAAAAAGUUUAUUUUUUUCUCCCUUUUUUUGUUAUAUUUCAAGUUAAAAAAAUUUUUCGCUCAUAGCUGAUUUAUUACUCCAAUUUCAACGUGAAACCUGAAAAGUUGAAUUCCGCGCUUUUUUCAAUUUCCAGUGUUUAAAAUCACUUUCCUGUAUCAUACUGAAUAUAGAAAAAGAACCUAAUAGUUUCCAUUCAGUAAUCGUACUUUGUCAAGAUUGAUUGAUUAUUACAGGACACCGCAAGGACGAGUCCAAGGAAGAGAAGCACUAA